AUGGCUGAUUUCAGGCAGCGGAACAAGCCGGCAGUGAACUACAGCGAUGACUACCGCUUGGAGCGCAUUGAAAGGCAGCCAAAGGCAGGCGGCCGACAGCAGAGGAGGAUGCCUGUGGGCGCCAAGCUGCCCAACUUCCCCAUCCAGAGCGCUGCCGCCAUCAAGCUGGCCACAGAGGCGGCACAGGCCAAAUGCGAAGAGCUGAGUGGCAGGGGAUUUUACAAGGAGAUGCAGCCGAGCAAUGUGUCCUCGGGCUACUGGCUGCAGCUGCCGGUCGACAUGGGCACCACGUACCGCUUCUCCCACACGGCCGACAUUGAGCUGGAGUGCCUCGAUGAAUGGAAGAACACCGAGGGCUGGCAGUACGAGAAGUACCCCGGGAAGAACAAGAACCGCUGGCACGUGCGCUGGCUGGUCCGUGGCGGCAACAGCUGUGGCCUCAGCGGCGGCUGGCGCGGAUUCUCCAUCGACCAGCAAUUGACCUGGAACGACACUGUGGUGUUUGAGAUUCCGGCGGAUGUGCCAGCUGGAGAGCUGCCCACCUAUGUCAUCAUCCACACCUACAGGGCGGAGAAUUACGAGACUGCUGAGACUGAGGGCCUGGUGGUCCCGGCCAAGGAAGUGUUUGAGGCGCUCCUGGCCAAGAUGCCCAAGGAGGAGGGCGGGGAUGCAUCUGAUGAGGAGGGCGCAGAGGAAGGAAUGCCUGCAGACUCCCCAGACGGCGAUCAGGCAGCAGGGGAAGGCAAAGCGGCUGGCAAGGACGCGAUGGCUGCGCUGAGGGCGCGCAAGAAGCGCAUCGCUGAGGUGGCAGGCUCCCUCAAGACUGCGGCGGCAGAGCACAAGCGCCAGAAGAAGGCUGCAGCAGCACCUACCAAACCUGAUGCUGCAGCUGACGAGGUGGCUGACAAAUACAUGGGAGAGGCUGACGGCGCUGACAACGAUGACUCCAACAGAGAGGCGGAGGCUGCUGCUGUGGAGGGUGCUGAUGACGGCGCAGCGGCGGCUGCUCCCAAGAGGAAGCGCGGCGCCAAGGCAAGUGACUGUGCUAUGCGGCCCUCAUGA
Messenger RNA from Coccomyxa subellipsoidea C-169, 1062 nucleotides. RefSeq lists its product as hypothetical. Lineage: Eukaryota; Viridiplantae; Chlorophyta; Trebouxiophyceae; Coccomyxaceae. The coding region runs from base 1 to 1062 and encodes 353 amino acids. The record is from RefSeq and is a predicted model, not a curated record. Gene Ontology annotation, molecular function: DNA binding. The transcript is spliced from 10 exons.